UGUUGGCAACGCCAUUACGGUCGCAGGAGUUUCCUCAUUUCUUUUGAUUCGGCAACGAAAAAAUCAAGUAAAAUGCCCGGCCCACAGCGGAGAAACACGGUGGACAGCCAGAAGUAUGCGGUGGAGGAGAUCGUUGGAAAGCGCAUCGUAAAAGGUCGUCUGCAGUUUCGAGUCAAGUGGAUGCACUAUCCGAUGAAAGCGAACACAUGGGAGCCAGUGGAAGAAUUGGGCCACCUCCCGCUCUUGCUGGCCGAUUAUGAGGCGAAGCAGUACAUGCGCUUCCGGAAGAAGCUGGCCGAGGCGGCAAAGCGCCCCAAAUCCCGGGCCAAAAGCAAGGCUAAGAGCGCCCCCCGUCGACGCCAAUCGCGCCACGUGCCCAGUGGCCAAGCAGCAACAUCGGCUACAUCGGGCUCGGCCGCAGCGGGCCAAGGAGUAAAUGGGGAACGCGGCUCAUUGAUCGGCAGUAAGGAGCAAUCAUCAGGGAGUUCGGUGGUAGCUCGAGGAGUUGGUCUCGCGAAUGAGCGCAAGCGUGUCGAUCCGCUGGCUGUGGAGCAUCCGAUCACUUCACGCGGCACAUCCGCGCAGGUACCGAACUGGAAAUUGGAGCCGUACAGGAAGUCCUUCGGCUUGGCGCGUGGCCUGGAGCUGGAAAGGGUGCACCACUGCUACUUUGUUCGCAGGCAGCUCUUCAUGUUCGUCACCUGGGUGGGACACACCACGAUGGACGCGGUGCUGCUUAGCGACAUACAACACGCAUAUCCGAUGCCAAUACUUAAAUACUUUGAGAGUUUGGGCUUCCCCAAUAACAAAGAUGCCUGAAUUCAAGGGAAUCGCAUUUCAAACAUAGAUUAAGCGUUUUUUUUUUUUUAACUCCAUCUAGAUAGCAUAGCAUUUUAACAUGUUUGUACACAGCUCGAUCGUCACUAAGCGAUUG
Molecule: messenger RNA, 934 nt
Organism: Drosophila mauritiana
Lineage: Eukaryota; Metazoa; Arthropoda; Insecta; Diptera; Drosophilidae
Product: chromo domain-containing protein LHP1-like
Exons: 1
Coding region: 73-819 (248 amino acids)
Biological process (GO): chromatin organization; negative regulation of transcription by RNA polymerase II
Cellular component (GO): pericentric heterochromatin
Molecular function (GO): chromatin binding
Source: RefSeq, a predicted model, not a curated record